AUGACAUCAAGAUUGACAAGUAGAAGUAGAUCACAUGAUGAUCAUGCAAGUAUAACACUUGCAACUAACAACUCAGAGUUGGAAGACAUUCCUAUUGAACCACUACCUAAUGCUAUAGAUGAAUCAAUGGAACCCACGGGCACUACCCCAUAUUCUCAACAACAGCAAUCAUCAGAACAAACAUUAGAUGGAGACAAUAAGUCAAAAUUUAAAGAUAUGUUUAAGAUGACAAUUGUAUUAGACAAUAAUGGAUCUGUAGCUCGAGAUCAUAAAGCAGAUUUAGUUCAACGUUUAGAAGAAUCUGAUAGCCAGCAACAACACUCAGAAACCAUUGAAGCUCCAAUUGAAGAGCAAGAGGAAGUAGCACAACAACAACAAGAAGUCAAUGAAGAAGUACAACCAGAAAUAGUCAACGAAACCCACGAAGAAGAAGGAGAAGGUAAAACAUUAACUGUAAUUCAACCGGAAGAAGAAAAACCAGAACCACCAAAAAUUCUUUCACCAGAAGAAAGAAAACAAUUAGCAGUUGAAUUAUUACGUAAGAAGGUUUCAAGAGCUGAAAAAUUUGGAGAUGAAGCAGCUGCUGAAGCUGCCAAAAAGGAUUUAAUUAGGGUUGAGAAAUUUGGGGUUGAAUUAGGAACUGCUUUAGCUAGAGAAAUUGGAUUAGUUGAUCAAGGAUUAGGUAAUGGACAUCAUAAUAAAAAGAGAUUUAAUCAUAGAAAGAAUUUUAAAAAAGGGGGGUUUAAGAAAUUCAAUAAAAAGAAUCGUAAUUAA
Messenger RNA from Hemisphaericaspora subhashii, 774 nucleotides. RefSeq lists its product as uncharacterized. The record is from RefSeq and is a predicted model, not a curated record. NCBI's taxonomy places the organism in Eukaryota, Fungi, Ascomycota, Pichiomycetes, Serinales, Debaryomycetaceae. Bases 1 to 774 code for a protein of 257 amino acids. The transcript has 2 exons.